This is a messenger RNA of Syzygium oleosum, 471 nucleotides long. RefSeq lists its product as uncharacterized. The coding region runs from base 1 to 471 and encodes 156 amino acids. The record is from RefSeq and is a predicted model, not a curated record. The transcript has a single exon. Lineage: Eukaryota; Viridiplantae; Streptophyta; Magnoliopsida; Myrtales; Myrtaceae.
AUGGAAAGGAUAUUUAACAAACUGAAUUGUACUGACGAUGAUAAGAUAACUUUGGCUGAGUAUCAACUCGAAGGGAAUGCCAAAAAUUGGUGGAGAGCAUCGAAGGAUGCCGUAUUCCCUGAAGGUACGGCAAAGACUUGGGAUGGAUUUGUUAAGGCAUUUAAUGGGAAGUAUAAUUCUGAUUGUGCACGAGAUAGGAAGAUGACUGAAUUUAUGCAAUUGAAUCAGAAUAACUUGUCGGUAGAUCAAUAUGAGGCAAAGUUCUCGGAACUUUCGAGAUUUGCCCCUAGGUUGGUUGAGAAUAAGGAGGACAAGGCCAAAAGAUUUCUAAAUGGUCUGAGAACCGACAUUAGGAGGCAAUUGGUUCCACUCAACCUUAAGGAUUAUAGUGAGAUAUAUGAACAAGCCCAGCUUAUAGAACAUGAACUGAUGAAAGAUGGAAGUGGAACUAUGGCUCGAUCGCAGUAUUAG